UACAAACUGUACAUGUGGAUAGGUGUACUUUUAGGGGCUAGUGUACAUUGACUAAAAACAACCAUGCCGGGCAAAAAGAAGGCCACAACUGCCAACUUAGGUUCUCUUGUGAUUAAAGAUAGGUUCAAGGGUUCGAAUGUGAAGAAGAAAAAUGAGAAUUCGUGGAUGCACACAAGUGAACUACAAGAUGGUUAUGAUUGGGGGCGCCUCAAUUUGCAAUCGGUCACCGAGCAGAGCAAUUUGGACGAUUUUUUGGCAACAGCUGAACUCGCCGGCACAGAAUUUGCUGCAGAGAAAAUGAAUAUUAAGGUUAUCGACCCAAAUUUGCAUACAGGAUUACCAAAUAAGGAGGAGUUAGCAGAAAUCAGGGAGAAGCAUGCUAAGAAUCAAAGUCUUCUUACCAUACCCAGAAGGCCACAGUGGAAUUCAACUACGACCCCAGAUGAACUUGAGAGAAUGGAACGAGAAAGUUUCUUGAAAUGGCGGAAACAUCAUGCAGUCAUACAAGAGGAAAUGCAAAUACUAAUGACGCCGUUUGAACGCAACUUGGAAGUUUGGCGCCAGCUGUGGAGAGUAAUCGAGCGUAGUGACAUCGUUGUGCAGAUUGUUGAUGCGAGAAACCCACUCAUGUUCAGAUGUCCAGAUCUGGAGAAGUAUGUAAAGGAGGUUAACCCUCUGAAGGAAAACAUAAUUCUGGUAAAUAAAGCAGAUUUGUUGUCCAAGGUGCAGAGACAGAAAUGGAAGAAGUACUGCACUGAUCAUGGAAUACAAGUAGCCUUCUGGUCAGCUAAGGCAGAAACAGAUCGGAUUCAGAAGUUACAAUCACAAACUGAUGACAAUCAGAAAACCAGCAAAGAUGAAGAAGAUGCUGAUGAUGAGGAAGAGGAGGAGGAAGAUGUGGAACCAGCAGCGGUAACCUUAGAUAACAGAUUUGAUGGAAUAAAUGUUCAAGAAUCAUUAGAAGAAACAAGUGAAAACCAACAAACCACACAUAAUGAAACCGAAAACCAAUCAGAUUUAAUAUCAUCUGAGGCUGUUGGUUCUUCCGAUAUGAACCAAUCACAAAACAGAGAAUCAAAUCUUAGCCAGUCAUGUGAGUCUCAGAGCCAAUCAACUUUUGUCUUAGCCAGAGAGGCAACCAAUGAAAUCAACUCAAUAACUGAUUCAAAAAUUAACAGAGAAAGUCAUUCAGCAGAACCUACAUCAUCAGUACCAGUAAUUGAAAAUAAGUUAAGAGAUAUUGGUUUGAACUCGGAAAACAGAGAAGUUGUAAAUAAUCGUGGACAUGAAGGUUCUUUAACAGAGGUUGAAGAUGGUUUAGAUUCUGAGGUUCUCAAUGGUGAUCAACUAAUAGAUCUUUUCAAGACAUCUCAUACAGGUCAAAAGGUCAAGGAGGGCCAAUUAACUAUUGGAUUAGUUGGCUAUCCUAAUGUUGGUAAAAGCUCCACAAUAAAUGCUCUGCUGCAGUGCAAAAAAGUACAAGUGUCAUCAACACCUGGUAGAACAAAGCAUUUCCAGACGCUCUAUUUGGAUUCGAACCUCUUACUGUGUGACUGCCCUGGACUUGUUAUGCCUUCCUUUGUCAGUACAAAGGCCGAGAUGGUUACAAAUGGUGUACUGCCAAUUGAUCAGAUGCGGGACUUCAAGCCUGCCAUCAACCUAGUAUCGCAGGUCAUUCCACGUCGUGUGUUUGAAACAACUUAUGGAAUCACAAUCAUCAAACCCAAGGAAGGCGAGGAUCCCAAUCGGCCACCAUCAGCGAUGGAGUUGGUCAAUGCCUAUGCUUAUAUUCGUGGGUUUAUGAACACAAAAGGAAUGCCAGAUGCCCACAGAGCUUCCAGGCUUAUCUUGAAGGACUUUGUAAAUGGACGUCUCCUGUACUGCCAUCCUCCACCUGGUGUUUGUCCCGAGGACUUUGAACCUGUCAGAAGCCAUGAACCAGAUUUAAAUGAAAAGAGAUCUUUAAAGGAUAAGCAAGUCAUUGUCGUGUCUGAAGAUGGCAUCAGGCAUAAACAUCACCCUGAGAAUUCAGUAGAUACAACCUUCUUUCAACAACAGUCCCUAGCUGGGCAUUCAAAAGGCGUACAUGGGGUUAAAGACUUCUCCAGGGUCAGCAACUACACUACGCAUGCUAGCAAAGCAAAUCUCACCCCGGAAGAAAGAGCCUUGGCAAAACCCUGGAAAAAACAUGGCAACCGGAACAAGAAAGCAAAGCUGCGGAAAACUUAUGGUCACCUAGAUAUAAAAUAGUUAUUAUGGUUGGUUUUUAAAAAAAUGUAUGUAACCCCCCCCUCCCAUCUGUAUUUGUGAAGCCUAUGCCAUAAAACAUUUAUGAAUUCUGAAUAUUAUUUGUCAUCAUUGUAGGCUGACAGUAUAUUAUUUGAAACAACUGAAUUAAAGAUGCAUAGCAAGUGGUAAAAUAU
Molecule: messenger RNA, 2423 nt
Organism: Anneissia japonica
Lineage: Eukaryota; Metazoa; Echinodermata; Crinoidea; Comatulida; Comatulidae
Product: large subunit GTPase 1 homolog
Exons: 14
Coding region: 64-2250 (728 amino acids)
Biological process (GO): ribosomal subunit export from nucleus
Cellular component (GO): cytosol
Molecular function (GO): GTP binding; GTPase activity
Source: RefSeq, a predicted model, not a curated record